Messenger RNA from Aureobasidium uvarum, 1923 nucleotides. Lineage: Eukaryota; Fungi; Ascomycota; Dothideomycetes; Dothideales; Saccotheciaceae. The record is from the annotation of a GenBank genome assembly.
AUGGACUAUACAUUUGUCAUCAACGGCGACCCGAACAGCCGCAAGAGAANNAAAGCACCUCAAGGAGCAUGCGAAACUUGCAAAAAGCGAAAGAAGCGAUGCACACACGGCGUAGAGACCGAGAACCAUCAUCAUCAUACUGAUCUUCGUCCUGCCUCUUCGACUCCGGGCAGAAUCCAAAAUCUGGACACGCCGUCAGCUGUGUUGGACAAGUCUACUACCAUCUCCGGUGACGAACGCCAACAUCAUGCGCGGCCUUUUGACCAUCCAUCAAAUUCCAGAUUCAUUGGAGAUCUGAACCCGGAAGCUAGUUUGGUAGCCGAACACGAUCCUGGAAGUGGAAAUCGCGAUAGGCAUGAUGUUGGUAUAUGGGUGGGUGAAUCAAGACGCCACACAUAUGAUGUCCGACAUGAUUAUGACCAACGCAAAAGAGAGUCUACGGAUGUCAACUCUCCAGAGAGGGAAGGUUUGAUUGGUGGCGAAGAGCGAGUCCCACCUUCCGCUCUGAUGAACACGCAAGACAGGGAUGCGCUCAUCGACAUAUACUUCGGACGACUGAACCCGUUACUGCCGAUAGUGGAUGAAGCCACCUUUCGAAAUUCAGAGAGAAAGUCCCAGCUCGUUAUACACGCGAUGUGUUUGGUCGCGUCUCGAGAUCAGAAAGCAAGACGCUAUCUCCGCUUCCUGGAAAGCCCUGAGCCACUUGCACCGAGGAUAUUCGCGUCUAGAGUAUAUGCCUGCCUGCGCUGGGGGAUCCAGCUGGAACGCGAGCGCGACAAAAUCAACCUGAUACAGAUUUUGGCAUUAAUGUCGCUGUACUCUGAGGGCCCAGAAGGCACAGUCGACGCGUCAAUGCAUCUAUCGCAAGCAAUACAUCACGGUCAGACCAUCGGACUACAUCUGGGUCGUUCCAGCGGACACGGAGGCAGCCAGACGAGACUUUUCUGGUCUCUGUGGGUUCUGUCAAACUUCAACGCAGGCUUGAAUGGAAGACCGCGUCAGAUCCUGGACCUUGACAUUGGCCUCAAAUUGGACGAAGCAUACGAGAUAUCCGCACCAGGAACACGGGUAUUGCUCGCCAUCUCGCAGCUACUCACGAGAAUCAUCGGCCUGUAUCAACCCACAGCUGCUCUAGAUAUCAUGGGUAUCGAGGAGGAUUACGAGAGUUUCGAGAACAUUUUGGAUCGGUGCGGUGCUUGGGAUCUCGAACCCAAUGUUAUAAGUAAGCGAACAUGCUAUGUAUUGCUGAAAUUACCAAACCUGACAAUUUAUCUGCUUAGCANNUCUUUGGAGAUAUACUACCACGGCGUAGCGAUCAUAUCUCAUCGCGCUCGCGCCACCUCUCGACCACUGCUCCCAACGCCUUCAAGCUUACGGCAAGAACUUUCAGCACUACAGAUUGUCACGAUCCUCCGUCACAUUUCUCCUAAGAAUCUGGUACCACUACCCCUUAUACCCUAUGGCAUCUCACUCGCCGUGUCGACAUUCUACAACCAGCUCCGUUGUGCUCGCACCCAGACAAAACGCACAGCAGCUCGUGAGCAUAUAGACAGCUGCGUGCAAGCCCUCGAGCAACUGAGCGAAUGGUCGCAGCCAGCAAAAAACAUGGCAACGCUAGGACGCAAAGCACUAGAGCAGACGGCUCACAUGGCAGCCGCAACUGUAUCGCCAGAACUACGUCGCACAUCUCGAGUUCACGCUGGGCCUGCCGAGUGGCGGCCUGCAGGACCACCUCAUCAUCAAAUGGAUCAAGCUGGCAUGCAGCAGAACAACACUUCUGCCGCUCUCGCAGGCCAACACCCACAUCCCGAUGGCGGGUUGAGUGACUUUGACAUUGCCUAUGACGGGUUGAUGGACAUGGACGCCGUGUUUGGCGAUUUCCUGAACAUGAAUUUGCCAGACUUUGGAUUGCCGUUUCAGUGA